This is a messenger RNA of Penicillium concentricum, 924 nucleotides long. Its product is annotated as PQ-loop repeat-containing protein. Lineage: Eukaryota; Fungi; Ascomycota; Eurotiomycetes; Eurotiales; Aspergillaceae. The transcript has 3 exons. The coding region runs from base 1 to 924 and encodes 307 amino acids. The record is from RefSeq and is a predicted model, not a curated record.
AUGGACCCGUUAACGCCCUACUGCCGCGAGCUGGCCUCGCCAGGCAUCUUCCAAACUGUGCUAUCUGUCCUGAUUAUCCUCGGCAUCCUCUUCUCAUACCUCCCCCAACACAUCCGCAUCAUCUCCCGACGAAGCUCCUUCGGCAUCUCCCCAUACUUCAUACUUCUAGGGGUAACAUCAGGGACAUCAGCCUUUGCCAAUAUACUGGUAUUCCCAUCCACCGCACAAGAUGUCGCCUGCUGCCAGGAGAUCAGCGGGAUCGCCUGUUUCGCAGGGCUACUGGGAGUAUUCCAGGUGGCCAUGCAAUGGCUCUGUUUCUUUUCAAUUCUUUUGCUAUUCGUGAUCUACUUCCCGCGCGCCACAUCCCCCACAGACCCAGUGAGCGUUGUCUCUUCCACCUCCGGUGGACCAACAUACCGCACCGCGCUCGCCAUAACGGGAAUAUGUUUACUGCAUGCGCUAGUCACCAUCGUAAUUUCCCUAUCGUUCAAGCUACGCCAGCCGGCCGCUGUCCAGGCCUGGGCGAACUUCCUCGGUGUCCUAUCUGCGGUGCUUGCGUCGAUCCAGUACUUCCCGCAGAUCUACACUACCUUCCGGCUGCGUUGCGUGGGAAGCUUGAGUAUCCCGAUGAUGUGCAUCCAGACGCCUGGGAGUCUUGUUUGGGCUGGCAGCCUGGCUGCCCGCAAGGGUUGGAGCGGCUGGAGUAUUUGGGGCGUGCUAGUUGUCACGGCCUGCUUGCAGGGUACCUUGUUGACGAUGGCAAUCUAUUUUGAGUACUUCGGGUCGAAAAACAAGCGGGAAGUUGGGCAGCUGGCUGAUGGAAAUGAGGCGCCCAAUGGAUCGGGUGCUGGUGAGAGCGCCCAGCAAGAAUCCGCGCAUGAGGAGCGACCAUCUGAGGAGACGCCGCUGCUUCAGAGCCAGUAA